Notolabrus celidotus (New Zealand spotty) is the source of this 1723-nucleotide messenger RNA. It is a transcript of the gene mlst8, whose product is annotated as MTOR associated protein, LST8 homolog (S. cerevisiae). The coding region runs from base 162 to 1142 and encodes 326 amino acids. The transcript has 9 exons. The record is from RefSeq and is a predicted model, not a curated record. NCBI's taxonomy places the organism in Eukaryota, Metazoa, Chordata, Actinopteri, Labriformes, Labridae. Gene Ontology annotation, molecular function: protein binding. Gene Ontology annotation, cellular component: TORC1 complex; TORC2 complex. Gene Ontology annotation, biological process: regulation of actin cytoskeleton organization; TOR signaling.
UUAAAAAACAAGUCAGUAGAUGACGGUAAAACGCUAUUGAUCAAAGCGGAACCUUUUAAACAUAGUCUCGCGUUGCUUGGGGACACAUAACGGGAACGUACCGAUUAGUCGUCAACAUCAGCCAGUGGAGAGGUUGUGGUGACAGCCAACAGCAGUGAAGCAUGAAUGUGAACCAGGGGACGGUGGGCAGCGACCCGGUCAUUCUGGCCACGGCUGGAUACGACCACACGGUCCGCUUCUGGCAGGCUCACAGCGGGAUCUGCACCAGGACGGUCCAGCACCAGGACUCUCAAGUAAAUUCACUUGAGGUCACACCUGAUAGGAGCAUGAUCGCAGCUGCAGGUUAUCAGCACAUCCGCAUGUAUGACCUCAACUCCAACAACCCCAACCCGGUCAUAAACUACGACGGUGUCAGCAAGAACAUCACGUCCGUUGGAUUCCAUGAAGAUGGACGCUGGAUGUACACAGGAGGAGAAGACUGCAUGGCUCGCAUUUGGGAUCUUAGGUCAAGAAAUCUUCAGUGUCAGAGGAUAUUCCAGGUCAAUGCUCCAAUUAACUGUGUGUGUCUGCAUCCAAACCAGGCAGAGCUGAUUGUUGGAGACCAGAGUGGUGUCAUUCACAUCUGGGAUCUGAAGACCGACCACAAUGAACAGCUGAUUCCUGAGCCAGAAGUUUCAGUCAACUCGGUUCACAUUGACCCAGAUGCCAGUUACAUGGCUGCGGUCAACAGCUCGGGAAACUGUUACGUUUGGAACCUCGCAGGAGGCAUGGGAGACGAGGUGACUCAGUUAAUCCCCAAGACAAAGAUUCCUGCACAUAAACGCUACUCACUCCGCUGCAAGUUUAGCCCCGAUUCCACCCUCUUGGCCACCUGCUCUGCAGAUCAGACCUGUAAGAUCUGGAGGACGUCCAAUUUCUCACUCAUGACAGAGCUGAGCAUCAAGAGCAACAAUCCAGGAGAGACGUCCAGAGGCUGGAUGUGGGACUGUGCAUUCUCUGGAGACUCCCAAUACAUCGUCACUGCUUCUUCAGACAACCUGGCUCGCCUGUGGUGCGUCGAGACCGGAGAGAUUAAGAGGGAAUACAGCGGCCACCAGAAGGCCGUGGUGUGUUUGGCCUUUAAUGACAGUGUGCUGGGCUGAAGAGGAGGAGGAGUAGGGAAGAGAUAAUGAGAAGAAGAGACAGGAGAUCACAGGCAGCCUGUGUGCAGAGGUGAACAAGGACAGAAAAGAAAACAGACUCUUUGAAAGACGUGCCUCUGUUCCUAUAAAUGCUGUUAGCAUCAUUAGGAAUGAUUAAAAGUGUUCCCCUUGAAUGAGUAUCUGGAGAACAAGGAGGCUCUUCAUCGUGAGUUGUUUGUAAGUAUUCAGCCUAACAGCCAGGCUGGAAUGUGAGUUUAUGAAGCAAUCAGAGGGCAACACUUGUACGCCAACAGUCUAGUUAACGAAAAAAUUCAUAGCCUCCCCUUUAUGUUUGACUUCAUCACUCUGUGCAUUACAGGAGACUUUACAGUGUUUUAAAGUGCACCAUAUUUAUUGAAUCAAAAGGACCACGACUUUAAGAGUAACUUGGAUGUGCAGCUCUCCAGUGAAAUGUAUAAUUAAUUUGCUUGUUUAAACUUAUAACUUGUUGUUUUGGUAUACAUCUCUUGGUUUGUUCCCCUUCAAACAAAGGUUUUAAUCUGAAGGGACACCCUGAUUAAUAAAACAAGUAAAUAUUCAAA